Molecule: messenger RNA, 776 nt
Organism: Dichomitus squalens LYAD-421 SS1
Lineage: Eukaryota; Fungi; Basidiomycota; Agaricomycetes; Polyporales; Polyporaceae
Exons: 5
Coding region: 48-647 (199 amino acids)
Source: RefSeq, a predicted model, not a curated record
GCGCCGUGGUGGCGAAUGGCAGGCACGAAGUCUUCCCCACCACCACCAUGUCUUCCCUCUCGUCAACGGCCGCUGCGGCUGUGUCUUUUGAGCAGUCUACCCCUCAGGAUGAAGCGAUUGCUCUUGCACGUUUAUUGGAAACCUCUACUGCCAUCCUGCGCCAAGGGGUUGACCUUGUGGAGAAUGGACUCACUUCCGACGAUCAACUCACGACGCACUCUAACUAUAUUCCUGGCUCCACAAUAGGGAAGCACUUGAGACAUGCUAAGGACCACUUCACGCUGCUCCUUGACGCCGUAUCUCAGCCAACCCCUCAUGUCCUGAAUUAUGAUAAGAGAGCACGCAAUACACCGAUGGAAAGCAGCCGGACUGCUGCGCGGGAUUCCCUAAACGAUUGCAUUGCGCAGCUGCACAAGGUUGUGCCGAACGCAAAGUGGUCGGGACCCAUCACUCUGCAUGCCGUGACGCCUUUCCCUCAGGUGAUGGAGACCACAUUUGGUCGGGAGUUGUGGUUCGCUGGGUUGCAUGCAAUCCACCAUUGGAGCAUGGUUCGCGUUAUUGCUGGAGAACUGGGCAUCAAAAUGGAGGAAUCGUUCGGAUUCGCGCCUUCGACGUUGGUGCACAAGGCGUCGAAACCAAAGAUGUAGUUCUGGCCGUUUCUUACAUUGCCCCUCCUGGAUAGCGCGCGGCACGCCUCUAGGAUAGAUACGCUGCUAUACUGGUCACUAUAUGUAUAUCCAACGGUUAACGCCGUGUUAAUCCAUAAUGUCUUGUCC